Molecule: messenger RNA, 2028 nt
Organism: Thunnus maccoyii (southern bluefin tuna)
Lineage: Eukaryota; Metazoa; Chordata; Actinopteri; Scombriformes; Scombridae
Gene: fitm2
Product: fat storage inducing transmembrane protein 2
Exons: 2
Coding region: 38-820 (260 amino acids)
Biological process (GO): lipid droplet organization; phospholipid biosynthetic process; lipid storage
Cellular component (GO): endoplasmic reticulum membrane
Source: RefSeq, a predicted model, not a curated record
CACCAAAAAAGAAGAACACGAAGAAGAAGGCGUCAACAUGGCAACUUUAGAUGUCAUUGUGGAAAAGCUGGUGACACUUUGGAGGAUACCAGCCGUCCGACAAAAUUUUCCCUGGAUUUUUUUACUCAUUUCAGUCAUUGGAUCAGUUGUGAAACAGCUGGAGCUCGUCCCGCAGACAUAUUUCAGCAGCAGCAAAAAUGCCUUGAACGUGUACUUUGUCAAAUUGUCCUGGGGAUGGACCUUGCUGCUGCUGACACCCUUCCUCCUCCUCUCCAACUCCUCCUUCAGCAGGAGCGUGGUCUUCCUCAGUCGGCGGUUGCUGUCUCUCGUGGUGGCUACAGCGGUGUGGUACGUCUGCACAGGGGCCUUCUUCUACAUCGAAGACAUAACCGGCUCCUGUUUUGAAACUGACGCCAUGGAUGUCAUCAAGAAGGAGCUCACAUCCAAAGCCAGCUGCAGGCACGCCGGCUUCCGGUGGCAAGGCUACGACAUCUCAGGACACUCCUUCAUCCUGGCCUACUCCGCUCUCUUCAUCAUGGAGGAAACGGCUCCGAUGGCGUUCCUGAAGACAGCCAGUCUGUCCGCGCUGCCAAAGAUGGUCCUCAACCUGCUGUACGUGGCCUUGAAUCUGAUAGUGAUUAUAUGGGUGUGGAUGUUUGCCUGCACCUCUGUUUACUUCCACGACAUGUCUCACAAGUUGCUCGGGACCAUAUGUGGCCUGUUAGGGUGGUUUCUGACAUAUCGGGUUUGGUAUCUAAAACCUUUGUCUCCUGGACUCCCGCCUCAGCGCCAUCUACAAGAACAGAAACUACACGAAUAGGCUGUCGUCAUACUUUCCUACGCGACAUUGUAGCCAUUGUUGCAGCCUUCCCCAAAACAACACACUACACUUGUGUUACUUAUUGGUCUCUGGAUCCAAGCUGCCUGUGCUAUUUUAAGUUAUUCCCUCCUUGUAGAAAGGUCAUUUUGUUCAGGAUAAGUGGCGUGCGGUUCGUCCACAGUGUUUGGCAGCUGCUGUUCCCAAAAUGACUCUUGGUAAUAUGAGAUAAAAGCUAAAUGUUGCUCUGCUGUCCGGCUGUGCAGCUCGCAUGCUACACCAUUGUUCGUCUCAUAAUUUGUUGCCUUGAAAUGAUUUACUUUAAUGUGGAUGAAUAAUCACAGAUUUUAGAUGUGUGAGUGGGAAUACUUGAGAAUGUUUACAGCUCCAGUCGCGAAGCACUGGUUGACGAUGAUGUGUAUUUUUACAGGCCAAUGUGCAGUAGAUACUCUGUUUUUAUAGAAUCUAAAAAAAACCUUCAGAACAAAGUCAGAUCCGACACUGUAACUGCAGCAGACCUGCGUUUUACCAGAUUUUAAUGAGCUGUCCAUUUUUUUAAUCAUAUGUGGUUUGGGGUUAUUGUGACUUAGCAGCAACACAAUGUUAAGUUUUCUCAGAGGAUGUAGAGUUUGAUUAAGAAUAGCAGAUAUAUAAAUAUUUAUAAUUUCUCGUCAUACACGCACUCCAGUAGUAGGACAACCCUGCAAGUGCAAAUUAUUAUUAUUAUUAUUAUUAUUAUUAUUAUUAUUAUUAUUAUUAUUAUUUAUUAUUCAUGCCUAAUAGGACAAACCUGGAAAUAUUCAAUACUCAUUCUAUGAAAAGACCAGAAUUGAAUUUAUCCUUUUUGAGGCUGCAUUCAGAUGCUUUGGGGGUGCCAAUGGGGAGGAUUUCUACCCCAAAAAAUGUAGAGUUGUCCACAGUAACAAUGCAGCAUCAUCUGAUGAGCAAACAUGUUCAACAAGCAACACAUUCCUGGUAGACUGAUAAGCCUUUAAACCCAUGGAUCUGUUGCUCAAACCGGACUUUCCUGAUCAUAUCAUCCCUCUCCAAACACAGCACCUUUGUGUAUUUUCUGGUCUAAAAGCUCACUAACAAGUAUUGUCAAAGCCUUAUAUAUGCAUAUAUAUAUAUAUAUAUAUUUAUAUGGUAGCCUAUUCCUCUGUGACAUAGAGCUGCACUGUUGUCCGAAAUGAAUAAAAACACAAAUUAUA